Molecule: messenger RNA, 3647 nt
Organism: Vigna unguiculata (cowpea)
Lineage: Eukaryota; Viridiplantae; Streptophyta; Magnoliopsida; Fabales; Fabaceae
Product: protein WEAK CHLOROPLAST MOVEMENT UNDER BLUE LIGHT 1-like
Biological process (GO): chloroplast avoidance movement; chloroplast accumulation movement
Cellular component (GO): cytosol
Source: RefSeq, a predicted model, not a curated record
CUAUUUUUCUGUGUUCUAAUUUUGGCUGCAAAUAUUUUCCACCUUCAUUUAUUUUUCCCCAACCUAAUUUUAAUUUCCUCCUCAGAUUUUUUUGCUGGGCAAUUAGAAUCUCUCUCUCCUUCCCCACUUUCAAUUUUCCCAUUAUUAUUAUACGUAAUCCUAAUCUGCAUGCAAGUAUUUGUGAGUAUCUGGAGCUAGAUGUCACAUGUUUUGCAAACGCUUCCACGCUUGUGAGAAAAUUAUGGGGAAGGAACAGAGUGUGUGAAUGUCCUCUGGCUUUAACAAUAGUCAGGAAUUGACUUUUCCGUGUUUUUCCUUGCUUUUCGUUUUCUCUCGUCAGAAUUUUCUUCAUCCGACCGCCUACUAUCUUUGAUGAUUGAGGUCCUUGCUUUCAAAAGUGGUUAGACACCUCUAGAGCUCCUGACUGAUCCUUACAAUGGAGGAUGUUGAAGACAAGAUACCCCCUUUAUCCUCUUCAAAAAUUACUGAAGAGAUACCACUUGCCGAACAUGUUGGAGACAAGCUACCGUCUGAGUCUUCUCCAAAAAUUGCUAAAGAGACUUCACUGCUGCCAGAACUUGUUGGAAACAAGAGACCAUCUGAGUCUUCUCCAAAAAAUGCCGAAGAGAUACUCCUGGCAGAGCUUGUUGGAGACAAGCUACCAUUGGAAACUUCCCCAAACAUUGCUGAAGAGACACCACUGGUAGAACAUGUUGGAGACAACCAACCGUCUGCAUCCUCUUCCAAAAUUAAGGAGACACCACCUGCUGAGGGUGUGACAGAGAACUCUGAAUCCUCUUCUAAAGUCGCAGAAGAGGCGACACUGGCAGAACAUGUUGUCAACAAGCUACCCUCUGAAUCCACUACAAAAGUUGCUGAAGAGAUGACACUGGUAGAACACCCUGAAGAAAACGCCGAAGUGAUGAAACUGCCCAACAAUCAAUCUUCCACCGAAGCUCCAACUGUCCCACUGGUAGAACACCCUGAAGAAAUACUUUUUCCAAAUUCUAAUGAUUGUCAAACUGUAUUGCAAGAGGAGUGUGUUUCUUUAGUUAAUCCAGUUGCAAACCCAGAUGCUGCAUUUGAUGUAACAGAAAAAAGGCAGCAGGUCACUUCAGUUGAAGAUUCAAAACCAGGUGCUCUAGAAAAUGUCUCUGACGGGUAUGAAUUGCUGGAUAAUGUUUCUAAUAUCACUGCUGACAGUGAUGUUGAUGAUGAGAUUAGGCGAUCAGCUUAUUCUGAAACAAAAGAUUUGCAAAAUGAUCACAAUGAACUUUUGAUGACCAUGGCAACGGUUAGCUCACUUCCCCAUGGCAAGAUGUCUGAUGAGAAAAAAAACAUUAUCGAUACCAGAGCUCCUAUUAAAUCUGUCAAGCAAGCUGUUUCCAAGUUUGGAGGAAUUGUGGAUUGGAAGGCUCAUAGAAUCCAGACUGUGGAGAGACGAGAUCUUGUAGAACAUGAGCUUGAAAAGGCACAAGAGGAGAUCCCGGAGUACAGAAAACAAGCAGAGGAUGCUGAACAGGAAAAAGGCCAAAUGCUAAAGGAGUUAGACAGCACAAAGAGAUUAAUAGAAGAAUUAAAACUUAACCUAGAGAGAGCAGAAACAGAAGAGCGUCAAGCAAGACAGGACUCAGAACUUGCAAAGCUCAGAGUGGAAGAGAUGGAGCAGGGUAUUGCAGACGAAUCUAGUGUUGCAGCCAAGGCACAACGUGAGGUUGCCAAAGCAAGGUAUGCAGCUGCUGUUUCAGAUUUAAAAAUCGUGAAAGAGGAGCUGGAAACAUGGCGCAAAAAUUUUGCUAUAUUAGCGACUGAAAGAGAAUUAGCUAUUAAGAAAGCUGAAGAGGCCGUUGCUGAAUCAAAGGAAGUAGAGAAGUCUGUAGAGGAUUUAACUAUUGAGCUAAUUGCUGCAAAAGAAUCAUUGGAGACUGCCCACGGUGCACACUUGGAAGCGGAGGAACAAAGAAUAGGAACAGUCAUGGCAAAAGAUCAAGAUUCCCUUGAUUGGGAGAAGGAACUUAAAGAGACAGAAGAAGAGCUCCAGAGACUCAACCAGCAAAUUUUGUCUGCAAAGGAACUCAAAUCUAAAUUGGAAACAGCCUCUACUUUGCUGAUUGACUUGAAAGCUGAAUUAUCUUCUUAUAUGGAAUCAAAGUUAAAGCAGGAAGGUGACGAAGAAGGAAACUCAAAAGGAGGCCCAGAAGAACCAGAGAAAAAGACCCACACUGACAUACAAACAGCAGUUGCAUCAGCCAAAAAGGAACUUGAGGAAGUAAAUCUUAACAUAGAGAAAGCAACCGCAGAGGUUAGUUGCUUAAAGGUAGCGGCUACAUCAUUAAAAUCAGAACUUGAACAGGAAAAAGCAACUCUUGCCGCCAUCAGGCAAAGGGAGGGAAUGGCCUCCAUUGCGGUUGCAUCUCUGGAAGCUGAAUUGGAAAAGACUAGAUCAGAAAUUGCUUUGGUUCAGAUGAAGGAGAAAGAAGCUAAAGAGAAAAUGGCCGAGCUUCCCAAGAAGCUACAACUUGCGGCUGAAGAGACUAGUCAAGCCAACUUGCUUGCUCAGGCAGCUCGUGAAGAGCUACAAAAAGUAAAGGCAGAAGCAGAGCAAGCCAAGGCUGGAGUAAGUACCAUGGAAAGUAGAUUACUUGCAGCUCAGAAGGAGAUAGAGGCUGCAAGGGCGUCUGAACAUUUGGCAAUAGCGGCUAUUAAAGCAUUGCAAGAGAGUGAAUCAACUAGAAUCAAGAAUGCAAUAGACCCAUCCAAAGGGGUAACACUCUCUUUGGAAGAGUACUAUGAGCUAAGCAAACGAGCACAUGAGGCAGAAGAGCGGGCCAAUAUGAGGGUUGCAACUGCUAAUUCCGAAAUUGAUAAAGCUAAGGAGUCUGAAUUGAAAGCCUUUGAAAAGUUGGACGAAGUGAACAGAGAGAUAGCUGCUAGAAGGGAAUCUUUGAAAUUGGCAAUGGAAAAGGCUGAGCAGGCUAAGGAAGGUAAAUUGGGCGUAGAGCAAGAAUUAAGAAAGUGGAGAUCUGAAAGUGAACUACGAAGAAAGGGGGGAGACUCUGGCCAAGGAGCGGUAAACCAGAGUAAAAGUCCUAGGGGUAGUUUUGAGGGGAGUCAUGAAGCAAAUAAUUUUGAGCGCACUGGUUCUGCAGCUAAUGCUGCACAUCAUGUGCCAAGUCCAAAGACUAAUGUACAUCCAGACAUUGAUGAAAGUGAAUCAUCUCCAGAAACAAAACAAGGGAAAAAGAAGAAAAGGUCACUUUUCCCGAGGGUUUUGAUGUUCUUUGCUAGAAGAAAAACACAUUCAACCAAGUGAGGGUAAUCCCAAAUUGUACUGCAGAUAACUUAGCAGCCACCCGUUUUGGAUAUCUCAAAGUGACUUGAAAUGUUGGAAUCUUCAACUGCAUCGACCUGUAAAUGUUGGCAAUUGUUGUGCUGUGUAUUUGAUUGUAUUCUCUCUCACUGAAGGGUUGGUAUGUGGUCGCCUGCUGAGUGUUUUACGUGGAGAUAAAAAUAAAUUCAUCUUUAGUGUGAAAGAGAAAGUUAGAUGAUUCUGUAUUGUGUAUAGGCUUCUGAUAUAUUGAACCUCAGGCUUUUGUAAAGAUUUGUUUGAGAUUUUACAAAAUGAAAGAAAAAGGUUUCCGAGUCGA